Messenger RNA from Anopheles marshallii, 633 nucleotides. RefSeq names its product apolipoprotein D. NCBI's taxonomy places the organism in Eukaryota, Metazoa, Arthropoda, Insecta, Diptera, Culicidae. The record is from RefSeq and is a predicted model, not a curated record. The transcript has 5 exons. The coding region runs from base 1 to 633 and encodes 210 amino acids.
AUGUAUCAUCAAUUUAUGGAGCUGCGUGUGGUGUGGUUCGUGGUCGUCGGGCUGUGGCUUGCCCGGCUAAGCCCCGUGCUGGCGUCCGGCUUCGGCAAAUGUCCAAACUACCCUUCAAUGCCAAAGUUUAACAUGACAAAGUUUUUGGGCAAAUGGUACGAGGUGGAACGUUCCUUCUAUCUGCCCGAGCUUGCCUCCGGCUGUACCACGCUGACCUUUGAAAACACGACGCUCCGGGACGAAGCCGGCCGGAGCCAGCUGGAAAUUUCAAUUAAAUCCGUCAAUCAGUGGACGGGAAAUCCAUCCAUCAGCAUCGGUGAAGCCGUCCCGGAGAGUGAAACGUCCUCCAUCAUGAACGUCCAGCUUCAGUCACGGCUUCCAACGGCGAUUGCACGGCUGCUGCCCGGCUCUGGCCGAUACCAAGUGCUGUACACCAACUACGACAAUUUCGCCAUUCUCUGGUCGUGCACAAGCUUUGUGGCGGUUCACGCUGAUCAAAUCUGGCUGCUCGGUCGCGAACGGGACUAUUCGACGGACAUUAGGAAAAAGAUCUACAACGCGCUGGAGCAGCUAAGCCUCGAUCCGGACCGUUUGUUCAUCGCGAAGAACAAAAACUGCCCAGCCACACUGUAA